AUGAAGUACACCGCUGCCUUCUCCGUUCUUGCCCUGGCCGCCACUGCCAUCGCCGUCCCCACCGAGCUCGAGGCUCGCGGUGGCCCCGGCAACGGCGGCGGCAGCGGCGGCGGCGGCACCACCUGCUCCGCCAGCGGCCAGAAGCAAGUCUGCUGCACCGGACUUCUCAACUGCCUCGUUGCAGUUGUCGGAGAAAACUGCAACAACAGCGCCUACUGCUGCACGACAGAUGCCCCUGCUGUAAGAAUGAUCUCCACAUCCUCCAAUGUGCGGGAACUCGUUGCGGCGAGCCCCGGCUAA
Hirsutella rhossiliensis is the source of this 300-nucleotide messenger RNA. RefSeq lists its product as uncharacterized. The transcript has a single exon. Bases 1 to 300 code for a protein of 99 amino acids. Lineage: Eukaryota; Fungi; Ascomycota; Sordariomycetes; Hypocreales; Ophiocordycipitaceae. The record is from RefSeq and is a predicted model, not a curated record.